This is a messenger RNA of Penicillium chermesinum, 1011 nucleotides long. RefSeq names its product ADP-ribosylglycohydrolase family protein. Lineage: Eukaryota; Fungi; Ascomycota; Eurotiomycetes; Eurotiales; Aspergillaceae. The coding region runs from base 1 to 1011 and encodes 336 amino acids. The record is from RefSeq and is a predicted model, not a curated record. The transcript is spliced from 2 exons.
AUGGGUCCGACUCUGAAUUCGCGCGCCCAGGGUGCUAUCUGGGGAACUUGCGUCGGCGAUGCACUAGGCGGCCCCGUCCAGUUCUCGGACUACGGGACGUUUACUCCCAUCACAGACCUGGAGCCUGUGCGACCGUUCAAAAAGCCAGCAGGCUCUUACUCUGACGACGGCGCUAUGACGCUGGGUCUAGCCCAGUCCUUCAUCGAUGCUGGUGGGCGAUAUGAUCAGGGCAAGUCCAUUCGUAAUUAUCUCGAGUGGCUGACGAGUGGUUAUUUUGGUACCAGCUCGGAGCCUUGGGAUAUGGGGGUGGCCACCCGAGAGGCACUUACCAUCUGGUGGCAGCACGGGAUCUCCAAGACCAGUCAAACACGAGUCAUUCGUCAUCUGGACAAAGAAGUCCGUUGUGGCAAUGGAAGUUUGAUGCGCAUUGCCCCGGUAGGUGUGGUUUUCUGGAAAGACAAAGAUUGCGCUUCAAACGUGGCUAGGGAAGAGAGCAUGGUUACUCAUCCUGCGCUUGCCUGCGUCGAGGCUUGUGUGCUCUUUACCUCGUUGAUAGCUGGCGCUAUGCAGGGUAUGUUCGCAAACCUAGUCCCCUUGUUUCUGGAUAUCAAUCUCAUGAUGGUUCAAGGGCAACUAAAAGAGGAUCUCUUUGGGGUCUUGAAGAACGAGCUGCUCAAACUCACCCACCCGGCCCUGUCUCAUCGUCUCUCGUCAUAUCCAUUGAUGGGGCAUUAUUCCCUGAAACCCAGCAGCGACGUGCACAGCAGCGGCUGGGUCGUGGACACGAUCGAGGUAGUCCUUUGGGCGUUCUUCAAGUUUGACACCUGGGAAGAGGGGGCCUUGGCGGUUGUCAACCUUGGAGGAGACUCUGAUACUGCUGGGGCCAUCUAUGGUGCCCUCGCAGGCGUGUUUUACGGCGUUGAGUCGAUCCCGCAGCGGUGGAUUGAUAAGAUGCAGAAUGCAGAUUUCAUCCGGAAAAUUGCGACAGAUUUUGCUCGGGUUGUCACUUGA